AUGACACGUGAGUCUGAACAACAAAAACUUGAACUCGCAGAGAUCAGUUCGUAAAUAGAAUAUUCUUAAACAGAAAACCCUUAUAAAUUUCGAGCGGAAUCCCUACCCCCUAUUUUCAAAAAGAAUGAAAAACGAGUCAUUAAAUCCGUCGCAAAUGCCAAGAGCAAAGAACGUUUUCUUGAAUUUCGAGAAAAAUCGCAUACAAUGUUGAGAACUUUUUUUUUUACUUCUCCUUCUCCUUUAUUCUUUUCAAAACAUCACCUUUGCUCUUUUUCAAAAACACAACUUUUUCCACAAAGAAGUCCAAAAGGAGCUUCCUUUGAAUUGAAUCUGCAUAAAUUGUGCCAAUAACGUUGGCCUAAAAGUUUUUUCACAAACUAAACAUUAUAUCGGUGUCCUCUUUCGUUUUCUGCGAAAAUUUAGUGAGUUUGUGAUGUUUGAUGUCUAAAUCAAUGAUCACAAAGAAUAUUGCGGAUUUUUUUAAAGAUUCAAGCGGAAAAAGUGCGAUAUUGUUUUUUAAUUGAAAAAAAUGAUCUUCAAACGUCACGAGAGCAAAAUAUGCUCUUUAAAAACAGAGAUAUAUAAGAUUAUGAUGUUUGUUAGAACAUUUGAAAGAAUGUUAGUCAUACCCUUCUGAGAAUCUCAAACACUUACUCACUUGUGGGAAUUGUAGAAUCUUUGACUUUUAAUAUUUUUUGUCUAUGUUUUGGGAAUUCGUUUAUGAAACUCUAAAAAUGAUCCGACAAUAGUGAAACAUUCAAGCUUUUCAGAAUCUCAAAAUUUAGAAAAAUUUAAGACUAUGUUUUCUCAAUCGAAUGACAUAAAAUUCAUCAGAAAUAUGACUCACUCGGGUAUUUUACCAAUUCAAUUUUUUUUGGAGCCAAGAUACUGAAAACUUGAAAUAUAUUCUAGUCUUGGUGGAUCUUCUUUAUCUUCAACUCAAAGAAAAAUAUUACCAUGACUCUUGUCCAUUUCCGAAUCAUUCAAGAUAAACCUCAAAACUUUUUACACGCAACGAAUUCCCCAGUGAAAUUCUUUGAAAAUUGUCAACGGAAAUCUAAAGGAAAUCCGUCAAGUUUCCGUCUUCUAUUCAUUCGUUUUUUUCUGUGAUUCAACUUCGACAAAAAACUCAUUUGUUUCUGCAAAAACCAUUCGAACCAACUGUUUUCUUUGACGCAAUGAUCUUUGCAAAACAAAUCCCAUCAUUUUUUUCAAUAUAUUUUGUUUCAAGUCAAUGUUUCUUGUUUCAAAAACCUCAAAUUUAAUCAAAUAUUUGUUCAAAAUCUUGAUUCAUAUGUUCUAUCGAAAAACAUGACAUGAUUUUCAAAAGUCAUUUCGUUUCCUCCUUUUUUCCCACUCCAUUUUUCUCUCGCACUAUAAAAUGCGUAGCUCGACUGAAGCUCAUUUUCUUAUUGUCUCUCAUUUUUUCGUACUAUCUCAUCUCGGGAUAUCCCAAUGUCCGAGAAAAAAUUCGAGAGACUCCGAAUCCAUAGAGAGACGCAGAAAGUAACAAAAAAUAGGUGGAGCUUUUGUUUUCUGUGUAGAAGUGAGGCUAGUAGCAAAGAUCUAUUGAGCCAUGACUGGCUGUUAGAAGCUAGAGAAACUGAACCCUUUUCUACUGCUCCAUCUUCCCUAUCUUCUUCUUCCUCUGAACACUUUUUUGUAUAUGUCUCGCAAAAAUGUGUGUUUUCUCUAAAUCUCCGACAAAUGUUCCAUCCCUCAAUUUUUUUCGUGCUCAAUAAAAAUUCGGCAUUUCUGAGUAGACACAUUGUAUAAGUUGAAGAGACGAAGACAAUUUUCCUUCUUUUCAGCUGCGCGCAUUUUUUUGAGUUAUUUUUUUUUUGAAAAGUGAAAAAAAGAAGAGAAUUAGUCAAUAGACUCUUCUAAUUUAAUGUUUUCUUGGGUGGUCCGAUUUAGUUUGAAUAUAAAAAAUAAUUGAGACGUCUACCGUAUUUUCUAAGAAAUUCCUAUUUCUUAUUUGUUGUUUUCCAUUUUUGCCACAGAAUUCAAUUGCCUCGUAAUUGCUCUAGGUUUUUGCUUACUUACUUACUUACUCACUUUUUUUGUUUUCGGGAUAAAAUUGUAUUUUCUGUUAUUUUCUGACACGAUGUUUGAAUUCUCAUUUCAUUACCAAAUUUUUUUAGAGCCAGUCAUUUCAAAAAUUGAUUUUUCUCAUCCAAUUUUUAUAAAUUCUUUUUCUCCUUUGGGGGAUUAUCUUUUUUUCGACUAUUUCUAUUCAACACAUUUUUCGAUUUCCAUUUUUUCAUGUAUCUACAUUGUGAGAAAUAAUGAAAUAUGAAUAAAAUACGGUAAUGGGCGGAGCUGAGAAAUCUCUAACAUAAGGGACACCGCCCUUUCUUUCAAUAACAAACAAUGUUGUCUUAUUGAGCAAAGCCAAUAUAGUUUGGACACUUAUACGAAUUUCCUGUCUUAUUAAUAUGAGUGUAAUGUUUGACAGAUAUAACUAAUGACAUCAUUUAUAUUUCCGCUUUUUUACUACUAACGAAGACAUAACCUAAUUAGUGAGUUUUUUUCAGAAGUCCGAAAAAGAAUGCACGCAUCACUUUUUGAAGUCACUACACGAGAGCAUUUCGCCAGAGUUAAGGCGUUGACUUCAAAACAUAUUGAAACUAUUUAUUUUCCAUUUUCAAUUCAAACCGAGAUUGAGAAAAGGUAAUAUCCAAAUUUGUUUAAAAUAAUUUCGAACAAUUCAACAAUUUCCAGCUUUCCUGAAUCUCCAAUUCGUCUUUUUGUUUAUCCAUGUGUGGCAAACCCAAAAUAUGUCUUCAUGUUCAAAAACAAUCUAUACAUCAAGCCAUAUUGUGCUAUCGCCUUGUUCCCAGACCACCAAAUCGAUCGUCUUGAAAUGAUUGAUCUUAUUUGCGAGUUCAGGUAAAUCUUAAAGCCCCCAAUUCUCAAUGUAUCUUCUUCAUCAUCUCUCAGAACACGUGUAUUCGGUACAAAACGUCAAGCUCAUCUUAUGAUUGCCGAGGAACUCAUCAUUAAACUGGUUCGCUCUUUUUUUCAUGAAAAAUUUGAAAAAUGCUCAAAAACUAAUAUCUUUUCGUUUGAAAAAUGGUGAAAUUCGAUAUUUUCCCGCGUUUGAAAAAACAACACCAAAUGUUUUGUCCAAUAUACUUUAACUAAUCUUCAUCAACGGAAAUGUUACAUAUUUCCUUGACAUAAGGAGACAUGUCCUAGGAUUACAGUAAUUUUUCCGUUUUUCUAAGAAUAAUAUAAUCUCUUUCAUGCGUUACUAACAUAUUAUUUAUUCUCAUUAACAUAAAAAAUAUACAUAUUUACUUCAAGAAAAGCCACAAGCAUAAUGUUAUAUUUUUCAGUAUGGUGUUGCUAUGCGAAUGGGAUCAACAGAUUGGAAUCAUAGUGAUUUGAAACUCUCACUUUUUUAUAUGACAGAUUCCAACAAAAAGAUUGCUAUGAAAUCACAACUUCCAAAAUUGCCAAUGGGUUAUUAUUACGAUGAUGUGAGUGUUGAUCGAGAACCACAUCCAUUAAAUAUUCUACAUUUUUUUAGAUCGAUCCAAGUGAAGAAGCAGAGCAUGUAAAUAACACUUGGAAACAUGCGGGGCCAGGAGAUCUUGAGCAAACUACGUAAGUUUAUGACAAAUUAUCUUUUCACUCGUUGCUAGGGUCUGAUGUUAUAAUAACAGGUGUUUUUCUCACAUUCAGAAUUCAGAAAGGGCAAGCUUAUUAUUUCUUAAAGAUUGUUUGACAAAAGAAGAAAGAAUAAGAAAAAAUAAUUUCAGGGCUAAACUCAAUCGUUUGCCAUCUUCGUGUAUUCGAUUUGAUGGACAACCGGUUGCAUUUGAAAUGAUUGAUCCAGCGGGUUUUUUCAAUAAUCAAUAUGUUUUUGAAGAUCAUCGUAGAAAGGGUUUGGGAAAUGCUGUUGAAAUCGAUCUUAUCCAAAAAGCCAUACGGUUGGUAAACCUAAAAUAAAAAACAAACAACUGGGAACUAAUAAAUUUAUUUCAGCUCAGGAAUGUCGCCAUUCAAAACCGUUGCCAAUGACAAUCAUAUUGUCCUCGAGGCAUCGGUUGCAAGCAAAUUUUGGACUCAAUGGUGUGACAAGCAAUCUGGAAAACCACAAUCGAUUGUCUUCCAAACUUGGGAAAUCUGA
Messenger RNA from Caenorhabditis angaria, 4138 nucleotides. NCBI's taxonomy places the organism in Eukaryota, Metazoa, Nematoda, Chromadorea, Rhabditida, Rhabditidae. The record is from the annotation of a GenBank genome assembly.